Cuscuta europaea is the source of this 1102-nucleotide messenger RNA. The record is from the annotation of a GenBank genome assembly. NCBI's taxonomy places the organism in Eukaryota, Viridiplantae, Streptophyta, Magnoliopsida, Solanales, Convolvulaceae.
AGAGGCCACAUCACAAUACAAAGCUAAAGGGUCUGUUUGGGUAUUUCCCAAAACUCAAGGGAACAAAAACAUAGACCAACAGCUUUAAGGGAUUGCAAUUAGAAAUAUAGGAACAGUGAAAGCAAAAACCUCCGACUCCGGCGAGGACGACCCCCGUGAACUACUGGACUGUAAGAAUGGUUUCCGCAGCUACAUUGAUCCGAUACGUGUUUAACAAAGGGGAGUAUGCUUACUCUAUCUGCAAGAAGGGCUACAUAGCAGGACAUAUCACUGAAAAAGAAGCAAGUAAUUUCCUAGUCAAGCAUAUUCUUCUAGGAAAGUUAACAUUCUUGCAGCAUUUCAAUAAAGGUGAAGAAAUGGUACCCACAAUGGGACCUCAUGGUGGAACCAUUCUUGUUCGGAAGAUAGCUGCAUCAAGUCCAAAGCAAGUUUUUGUAGGAGAUGUUGUAGUCCUUAAGGACCCUGUUAAGUCAGGCAAUCUUCUUGUUCGGAGAUUGACUGCAAUUGAAGGAUAUGAGAUGGUCUCCACUGAUGAAAAAGAUGAACCUUUUGUAAUUAAUGAAGAUGAGUGCUGGGUAGAAGCGGACAAUGAAAGCAUAAAGCCCAAGGAUGCAAAUGAUAGCCGUACUUUUGGGCCCGUUUGCAUGGAUGAUAUAAUUGGCAGAGUUAUUUAUUGCAUAAGAUCAGCUGUUGACCACGGCCCCGUUAAUAACAGUAAGCUAGGUAGUCAGAAGGAUGCACCAGUGCUUGAAGUUGAGCUGGAUGUGGAAGAGAUGAUGAAGAAUCACAAAACAUAGACGGUCAAGAUCAUAUAUUCAAAUUCCUUUCGGCUUUAUUAUACAUUUGGACCGGUGAUCUAUUCUGUGUGCAUGCACAAUUUCAUUCAUAUUAUGAGCAAGAAGUAUCACCAAAAAUAAGUGUUUCCUACGGGAUUGUGUUUAGUUCAUUUUUACUUUUUCCCUGCCGAAAACUGAUUCUUAGCUGUCAUUUUGCUGGUGUUAGUUUGUGUUAAGAUGGCUGACAUCUGUUCAAGGGACCUCGACAUGUAACUGCCAAAGAUAUAAUAUUAGCCUUUCAUGUGCAAAUCAUUCACAACACAACA